AUGUACGGCCGGGACGCGUUUCAACACAAACUCAUGCAGGUCGCGCCUCAUGCCUUUGGCGAAGUCUACGUGCUCAGUCAGAUAAUGGGCGUCUGCCACGUCCCGUCCGGAUUCUUUUAUAACCAAGUGAGCCACCGGAAACUCGAGGAGUUAGAAGUGUGGGGGGAGAUUGAUUGCCAUGUCCGCAACAUUCUUUACCAUGUCAUUAAUGAGAAUAGGUCUCCGCUAGUGAUAUUGGCAAAGAUGGCCCGAAGCUCGGUGCACUGGCGUAAGCUACGCAUCGCAGGCCGCGGCCUCCUGCUCGACUUCGGCAGGUACGCCAAGGCACACGACCUUCGAGUCAGCUACUUUGACUACUACAAGAUUUCAUAUCCGACCUUGGUCGCGGUGGCAGCGAGUCAGGGGAUCAACCUGAAACCCGAGAGCUAG
Messenger RNA from Cladophialophora bantiana CBS 173.52, 429 nucleotides. RefSeq lists its product as uncharacterized. NCBI's taxonomy places the organism in Eukaryota, Fungi, Ascomycota, Eurotiomycetes, Chaetothyriales, Herpotrichiellaceae. The transcript is spliced from 2 exons. The record is from RefSeq and is a predicted model, not a curated record. Bases 1 to 429 code for a protein of 142 amino acids.